Molecule: messenger RNA, 4282 nt
Organism: Triplophysa rosa
Lineage: Eukaryota; Metazoa; Chordata; Actinopteri; Cypriniformes; Nemacheilidae
Gene: lmna
Product: lamin A
Exons: 14
Coding region: 279-2252 (657 amino acids)
Source: RefSeq, a predicted model, not a curated record
GAAUGACCGCUAGAGGGCGUUCUACACAGUCCAUGCGCAUUGCGAGGCCAGUCAGGAGGGUAUGGUCGACCAUGAACGCCUGCAAACAUUUCCUGAUCUUGGGAUAGGAGAACUGAGGGUUGAGCGACAGCGUGAGUUUCUGCCAGAGGCUUGGAGCGUAAAUCAGACCAGACACACGCACUGCAGAGUUUGCGCUGGAAACAGAAGCUCCAGGAAACUUCCAUAACACAAACUCUCAACGCCUUCGUCAACCAGUCCCGUACACUUUCAGGACAGCUAUGGAGACUCCAGGUCAAAAACGAAGCUCCCGCGGAGGGACGGCCAACAUCGUGUCUCCCACUCGCAUCACCCGGCUGCAGGAGAAGGAAGACCUGUGCAACCUAAAUGACCGUUUGGCGGUAUACAUCGAUAAGGUGCGAUCUCUAGAGUCAGAGAAUGCAGGCCUGCGGCUGCGCAUCACCGAGUCGGAGACGGAGAUCAGCCGAGAGCUGGGUGGUAUGAAAGCGGCGUACGAGGCGGAGCUGGCAGACGCCAGGAAGUCUCUGGACUCAGUGGCCAAAGAGCGAGCCAGACUACAGCUGGAGCUUAGCAAAGUACGUGAGGACUACAAGGAGCUGAAGGCCAGGAACAGUAAAAAGGAGGCGGAUCUUGAAUCGGCUUUGGCCAGGCUGAAGGAUCUGGAAGCUCUGCUGAACUCCAAGGAUGCUGCCUUAACCACCGCACUUGGGGAGAAAAGAUCCCUGGAGGUGGAAGUUAGAGAUCUGAAGGCACAGCUGGCCAAGCUGGGAGGAAAUCUGACUGAUGCGAAGAAGCAGCUACAGGAUGAAAUGCUGAGACGGGUGGAUGCUGAGAACCGAAUCCAGACCUUGAAGGAGGAGCUGGAAUUUCAGAAGAACAUCUUUAAUGAGGAGAUCCGUGAGUCUAAACGCAGGCAUGAGUCACGCGUGGUGGAAAUCGACAGCGGCCGUCAACAGGAGUUUGAAAGUAAACUGUCCGAAGCUUUGGUUGAACUCCGCAACCAGCAUGAGGAGCAAGUUCGUAUCUACAAAGACGAGAUCGGGAAGACCUACAACUCUAAGCUGGAAAACGCUCGGCAGUCGGCAGACAGGAACAGUCAUUUGGUGGGUGCCGCCCAUGAGGAACUGCAGCAAACACGUGUGAGGUUGGAGGGCGUGACCUCGCAGCUCACUCAACUGCAGAAACAGUUGUCUGCUCGUGAGGCAAAGAUCCGCGAGUUGGAGGAGGCUAUGUCCAGGGAGAGGGACGUCUUGCGUCGCCGUCUAGAAGAGAAGGAUAAAGAGAUGGCUGAAAUGAGACAGCGCAUGCAGCAACAGCUCGAUGAGUACCAAGAGCUCCUGGACAUCAAACUUGCGCUCGACAUGGAGAUCAGCGCUUACAGGAAGCUCCUGGAGGGCGAGGAGGAGAGGCUGCGUCUCUCUCCGAGUCCUCCUCCUGCACGCAGUGUGGCUGUGACCCGCUCCUCUGGUUCUGGUACUCACACACGUGUGGUCCAGAGCAGCACGACUCGCACCGCAUCUGGCAGCUCUAAAAAACGGCGUCUGAACGAUAACGACAGUGACGCCUCCAGCGUGGUCGGCGGAACCGUCACACGUACACGCGUCUCCCAGCAGGCCUCCGCUAGCGGCCGCGUGACCGUUGACGAAGUGGACAUGGAGGGAAAAUAUGUCCGUCUUAGUAACAAAUCUGACCAGGAUCAAACUUUGGGACACUGGCAGGUGAAGAGGCAGAUUGGUUCCGGCACUCCCAUUAUCUAUAAGUUCCCACCGAAAUUUACCCUGAAGGCGGGUCAGACUGUCACGAUCUGGGCCGCAGGAGCUGGUGGAACCCACAACCCCCCCUCUGACCUGGUGUGGAAGACCCAGAACUCAUGGGGCAGUGGAGAUCUGUUCCAGACCACCCUGAUCAGUGCUAGUGGGGAGGAAAUGGCAAUGAGGAAGGUCACUCGUACUCUUUUCCAGGAUGAUGAUGAUGACGAUAUGGCCGCCCACAGCACAUGCGGGGAAAGCGAGUACAACCUGCGCAGUCGCACGGUGCUGUGUGGCUCGUGUGGCCAGCCGUCAGACAGAGGCGGCAGCUGCAUGGCGGCCAGCUCUGGAGUGUCCAGUGCGUCUCGUUCGUUCACCAGUGGAGGGGGUCUGCCUGAGUCCUUUGUGUCGCCUUCACAUUUUAUCGUGGCCAAUGACAAACCAAGACAGGCUGGGCCCAAACUAGAUAACUGCUCCAUUAUGUAAACCACUAUGGGCAGCCCUGACAUCUAUCCAUCACAUAAACCAGGAAGAAUUUCUCCUAGUAAUAUUCCAAGUUGGAUUAUUGUUCCUAUUACAUGAUAUAUUUUGUACUUUUCUUAUUUUGUAUUUCAUAAUCUGCGGGGUAGAUUUUGGCUUUUGUUUGGCAAAACGCUUGAUAGCAGCUUCUAUGCUGUAGCUGUAGAUGAUUCUGUCCAGUGUUACUCUAAUAGAUUUGCAUGAUGGCCGGGCAGUAGCUUCCAAAUACUCGUACUGUACUCAGGUAGAGAGGCGAACUGAGCAUUUCACACUCGCACCAUGAGCUCUACACGGGAAUGCUGUCAAAACACAACACGCACAGAUAAGAAACCCUCUAGAAAAGGUCUGUUGAGUCAAAACUCUUUACUACAGCCUUACCGCAGACUGGUUAUACAGCCGACCUACGCGGACAAAUAAACAUGCCGGGCAUACAUUUUUGAAGGACAAGAAAUGAGGUUCAACUUCUGUUCAACAUUUGUGUAAAAGUUAUUGCAGCAGUUUGUUUUACAGUAUUUUUGUGCCUGUUAAAGGGAAACAAACCUACUCAACAGCAUCAUCAUCUGUUAGCAAUUAUGUCGCCAGUAGCAAGGGCUCACAAAUGUACAAUAGAUCUUAAUCUUAUCAUGUCAUUCUACAGAGUUUCGUUAUGGUGAGACUUCAGGUUAUACAGUAAUACUAUUAUAGAUGUGUUCUGGAUGUAAAACUAUUUUGUGCGUUAGCGUUGCACAUUUAAAUUGGUACUGUGUUUUUUGCAGGGGCAGUUCUUACAGGCCCUGACUAGGCUGCAGAAUAUGUAGUCUUGCUUAAUAAGUGUUAUGAAAUGUUUCUGAAAGACUUGAAGCAACUACAAAACUUCAAAUCCAAAGAAAAUGGUUCAUUAUUGCCAAGAAGUUGUUCUAAACAAAAGCUGACUUUUGUUGAUUUAACUUGCAGAGGAUCAUGUUGUGUUAAAUGAACCGUUGCCAUGUUGCAGGUUUGAGAGCGACAAAUUUUUGUUUCGGGCCCUAGAGGCAGAAUAUUUGAAUGUGCAAAACGUCCACCGUCAUUCCCUGGUUUAACCUCCCAUAUUUUUACGGUGGCCUUUUGUUGAAACAUCAGAUUUAUAUUUACACUAAAUCAACUGUAUUUGUCAUAUCUCUAUGGAUUGAGUGCUGAUUUGUUCGUCACACCUCUCUUGCAGUAGAUGUUCCAGUUCCUCAUCUGGACAGCUGUUAGACUGCAGUAAAACUGGUGUAGUAAAGAGUUUUUGCACUGAGAAUCAAAUUCUAGUCUUAUAGUGGUGCUUAAAGGAAGCGCUGAAAUGAUUUGUUUUUUUAAAGUAAUAUAAUCUUUGAACAUAAAUGUAGUGCUUUACAAUGAAAUCUACAGUAAUCGCAGCUGCCCAGACCGAGGGCUGGAUAUUGCUGGCACAUUACAUAUGUUAUUCUGUUGCAUUGCAAAGCUUUGGGUUGCUAAAGGAGAUUUUGGGAUAGUAUUUUUUCUACAUAUACUUAAGACUUGUGGUCAUGUAUUUCUGCUUUAAUCAGCCAUUGUCAUUAUUGUAAGCCAUAUAUUUUGUUCUUUGAAACUGACAACUGACUUUGCCUGUUUGUCAUAGGACGUCUGUUUGUUUGAAAUCUUAAAAUUUGAUAAAGCAUCGUAUGCAAAGAAAUUGUGUUAAAAAGCAUGUCUCUGUAAUGAAUGUUUCUGUUAGUACACAUUUUCAUCAUGUAACAGAGUUAAAUUAUAGAAUCAUGACAACAAAAUAUUGUUUUCUUUAUUUUUAAAGAUUUUACUUUGUUUAUGGCUAAUUUCAUGAAGGUUUUGUAAAAAAAAUGGCUGAAACAGACUACAGGGCUUUUGUUACUUGCUUUAUCGUUGGAAGCUUAUGCUUUUUUCUUUUAAUCAUUUACAUUUACUUUUGUGAGCAAAUUCAGAAUUGAUGUUAAACUAAGAGCCUUGUUACAAACUGUGCCUUAAAAUUAUUCAGUUAAAUAAAGCCCUUUUGACUUUUUCAA